AUGAAAGCAUGGGUGCUGUGCCUCACUACGGUGCUGCUGGCUGGCGUGCGCGGGGUGCACCCGCCUCCAGACCAAUGCUGCGAUGGCCCAGCACGUCCUGUGCUCUGGAUUAGUCGUUCCAACACCUCGGCGUUGGCCGCCGCUUGCACCCAGCUCCAUUACAGCAAGGAGAACUCGCUGGGAUGCGCUGCUCUCACUGCCUGUACACACGACGGAGAGGAGCUCUGGAUGAGCUGCCCAGAUGGCUUUGAAUCCGACUGCGUGCUCGGAUGUACAGCGCUCCCCAAAGCUUCCAGCUGCCCAGAACCACCGCAGAGCCUGGUCGAAUGGCUCAGCAGUAACGGUGGCUUCAUCAACCCACGCCUCCGCAUCGACAGCGGCCGGCUGGGGAGAGGUCUUUUCGCAACGGAAGACAUAGAGAUCUCGGAGGUCUUGGUGUCCCUGCCAUCCGAAGUGAUUAUCUUGGAUGGCCGAUCACCGUGCCUGGCCAUCAAGCGCCUCCGCAACGAGCUGCAGAAGGGUCCGUGCUCCUUCUACUGGCCGUAUCUCAAAACGCUGCAUGAGAUCGAGAUCUCACUGCCGGCAGUUUGGUCACUGGAAGAUUUGGCAUUGCUAGACGGGCUUCCAACACCAAAGGGUGGCUGGCAAAGCUACACUCAGCAAUACUUCAAGGAUUGCCUGGAGAGUGAUGGAGACGCUUUGGCUUUGCGGGCCUUGCUUCUGUACCACACCCGGGCCGGACCAUUAGGCAUGACCCCUGUUGCCGACAUUAUGAAUCAUGGAUACAACAUGACAUGGCACGGGUUUGAUCAAGAAGACGUUAUGAAGCCGCACGGCAGAGGAACCUUCUGGAUCCGUUCAUCGUCUGCCAUCAAAGCCGGCAGCGAGGUUCUGAAUUCAAUAGUGAAUGGAGUGGCGUUUCGCCCUACUGUGGCCGCCGGCAUGCACGCCGAUGACUUUGACGGAGCGGCUGAAAUUUUUAGGAACUACGGCUUCAUGGAAGACCCUCCAGUGAUGUGGUGGUUUGACAGCGCAGCUGACGGGACACGCCAUGCAUGGAUCCAGAUGGAUGCAAAGGGCACGCCGAGCUGGUUUGAGGACACCGACGACCACGGUCCUGGCACGAACCUCACCGGCUUGGUGGAAGAUGGCUCUGCUUUACUCGAGGACCUGCAGGUUCGUGAGGCCCGUCUGGGUAUGAUCUACGGUCCGGGAAGCGACGAGCAGCCCUUCUCCUUCGACACGAAACUCCAAAUCGGCAAACAUCGCCGGAUGGCCUUGGCCUACCGCCAGGCCUUCAAAAACGCUCUGAAAGCAGCUAUCGAGGCUGCCAAAGUUGAGCUGAGAGCCAGCGGAGCACAAAUUCCUGGCAAGCAAGAGCUUUGA
Symbiodinium sp. CCMP2456 is the source of this 1386-nucleotide messenger RNA. Lineage: Eukaryota; Dinophyceae; Suessiales; Symbiodiniaceae. The record is from the annotation of a GenBank genome assembly.